Molecule: messenger RNA, 2870 nt
Organism: Prorocentrum cordatum
Lineage: Eukaryota; Dinophyceae; Prorocentrales; Prorocentraceae
Source: the annotation of a GenBank genome assembly
AGCUAUUGUGGUCCGAGCUGGUCGGCACGAUGUCAGCCAGAUGGUACUACCAGGUUGGGCCCGAAGCUUGGCUUCCUUUUCCAGACGAUGCCUGCUCCGUUCUGGAAGACCGUUUCCUGGCCAGAGCAGCAGCCAACCAGCCCCAGAGCUUUCAACUGCAAAGUGGCAAGUACACUUACGACGUCUACUUGAGCGACAUGUUGCAGAUCAACACGUCUACUGGGAGGAGGCGUAGUUUGGACCGGCGAGAGAAUCAGCAGCAGAUGCAGCACAGCAACCAGCGUAUCACGCAGCUCGAAGCCUCCUUGGAGCAAUCUCGCAGACAAGAGGCGGAGCAUCGAGACCAGAGGGACCAGCUGGCCAGCAGGGUCGCAGAGCUCCAGGAGUCCGAGGAGCGGCUGCGGGCAGGUCUGCAGAGGGAACAGCUGGCGUCGCAGGCCGCGAGUCAACGCCUGACCCAAGAGCAGACGGCGAGGGCGGAUGUCACGAAUGAGGUGCGCCGGCUGCGAGCAGACCUGGAGAGGGAGCAGCAGGCGAUGAAGGCCGCAGGUCGCCGCCUGGAGGAGGAGCAGGUGGCAAGGGCGGAGGCCACGAGGCAGGCCCGGGAUGCCGCCGCGGAGAUGGAACGGCUGCGGCAGGAGCGGGGGAGGAGGUGGGAGUUUCAGAGUCAUCUGGGGACUUGGCAGCCGUACGACGCCGACUCCAACGCCGUUUUGGUCCGCCUCCAUGCAGCCUGGAUUGAGGAGGGCAGUCCCGACAGAGACUACGAGGUCACAGAUCGAUAUCACGUGAACUUCGGCACAAUGCAGCAGUGCAGCAUGCGCUCAGGCAUGCUCCGACCUGUUCGGCUUCAAGAGUACCAUGGUGGUGCAGAGCGAAUCCAGCUACAAGCUCAAUCCGCCGAUCUCGAAGCCAACAUGGGCGCGCUGGCCGACGCCUUCGCCUCCCUCGAGCUUCAACACGGACAAGCCACACACCAAUUGGAAGAAGCCACUCAGGAGAUGGCGGAGCUGCGCCACGCCUUCGACGCUGUCGAGCUCGAACGCCAGCAAGCCAGAGACCAGUUGGCAGAAAUGAGCCAGGAGAUGACAGAGCUGCGCGCUGUCUCUGACGCGGUCGAGCUCGAACGCCAGCAAGCCAGAGACAAGGUGACCCAGGACAUGACGGAGCUGCGCGCUGCCUCUGACGCUGUUGAGCUCGAGCGCCAGCACGCCAGAGACCAGCUGGCAGAAGUGACCCAGGAAAUGACGGAGCUGCACAACGUCGUUAAUACCUUGACGCUCCAUCGCGAUCAAGCCAUUCGCGACCUGGCUGCCGAAAAGGCUGCGCUCGAUGAGGCGCGCGCGAUGGUACGGCAUGAACAGACUUUGGAGCAUCUUCGCGAAGACGUUGCUCGCUUGAAUCGCGAGAAGGAGCAAUCGGAACAAAAGGUGGAGUUGUUGAACCGCGAGUCCCUGGAUCUGCAGGCUUCCCUGGAGAAGGAUCGGCAGCAUAGCCGUGCACUGGAGAAGACGAUGCAGGAAAGACGGUCCGAGAUCGACCGUUUAAAAGAUUUCGCGGAUACACGGUGUCAGAUGUUGUUGCAGCAAGUUCACCACAUCGGCCAGGUGUAUAACCUCAGCAAUGUUACGAGGACAGACAAGUCCAGCGAAGACUCGUUACGACAGACAGGCUCGAUUCCAGGACUGCUCGGAGACCGCGGCAAAAGUAUAGUGGUUCCGGCUCAGGUGAAUCACAGCAAGCUCAAGACCAGUGCUUUGUCCAGGUCCAUGUUGCUCAAUGUGUUCUGCGAAUUGCCCCACAGAGGCGAGUACGUUCCUAAAGAAGAGCAGAGGCUAGAGCCUCAAAGUGCAGAUUUCAAGUUCUUGGAGUUGUUAUUCCAAAGUUCUUGUGACAGUCACCGCCUCCAAUAUAACUCUGAAGAGUGGUGUGAACCUCCGAUGCUGAAGAUUGCGGAGAUCAGUACUGUUACGUUGGAACCGAAGCUGCUGCAGCAGUACAGCACAAAUUUGGAUCGCAUCUGUAAUCGCAAGAGGAGGUUUGCUGUUCCUGUGAAUUUUGAUCGGGCUCUUCGCCCUAUCACACAGAAAGAUGCCAGCGAGUAUUUCCUCUUCCACGGGUGCCCCUGGGAAGCGGCGGAUCAAAUCUGCAAGGACGGGUUCCACUGGAAGUAUGCUGGCACGAACACUGGUGCCAUGUUCGGCCAGGGUAUCUACUUCGCGGACCGCGCAUCGAAAUGUGACGGCUACUCCACCAAAGACCCCGACGGAAUGAAGCGCAUGGUCUUGGCGCGCGUAGCCCUUGGGAACAGCUUGCCGCGGUGGCGCAAGUGUACAGAUUGUAAGACUGAGGAGGAGGAGGAGGAGCUUGCGUACGUGCGUGGUGACCGCAACGGCGCAAUAUCCAGCUGCCUGCGGCAACUCCACGCCACCGUGCCAGCUCCGUUCUCUGGGUGGCGACACCUCCGACGGGCGCACGCAGAGGCCGUCAUGUGCGACACCCCGUGCCCUGCAGGCGCGGGAGAGCCGUGGACGGGUGAUGUGCGACGCGCUCUUCCGCGUCGCGACGGUGUGCGUCUCCUCGUCUUCGCUGUCGGGCUAGUCAUCACGUCGUUCUCUUCUCGUCCUCCAUCCUCCUUCUCGUCCUUGCCUUUCGUUUGGCUCUUACUAGGCCGUGUUCUGUCCGUCUGGCCUGCCUCACGGCCUGGUGGCGGCGUCUUCUGUCCGUAUCGUAUUCGCAUGCGCGUUUGUCGCGUCCACUUGGGGUCAGUUGCGUGCCCGUCGCGCAUCCCCUGCCCGCCUGUCGCGUGCCAGGGUCCGCAGAGUCUGGGGACUUUGUAGAGCGUGAGGAUGAUGAAGCGGGACGUUGAG